CCUACCGUACCUCCKGUACCAAGCCGUACGGUGCACAAUCGGUACGUACCCUGUGAUGGUCUUUGCCGCCAACGAGAGAGCCGACCAAAAGGAAACAGAAAAGACRGAACWACGGGACGUACCUACCGAACCGAGAAUGGCAGGAACAACGAGUUCUGCCGCCCGCCGUGCGGUGCCGCACUUCCCGCUGGCCCUCCUUCUCCUGCCGCUGGUCUUUCUUGCACCGCCGGCGGCUGCGGCCCUCGCAUCGGAAUCCCCUCCCCGGGCCGACGAUCCCACAACUGCUACCUGUCCCGGUUCCGCCACCACGACGCUCCGAGAGUUCCUGUAUCCCGGCAGCAACAAGGACAACAACAGCGACGACGACGASGACGACGACGCAGACGUCUACCUCGCCAUGGGCCCCGCGUUCUUUGGGUUCUACGGCUACUUUGGCGCGCUGGAGGGAAUGGAGGACGCGCUCUUUSGGAGCGGCGGCGGGGGCGGCCCCCCCGCUUCCUCGUCCCUGCUGGUCGACCGGGGGGUCCUGAGCGGGGUGGCGGGCGCCUCCGCCGGUGCCAUGGCCGCCGUCCUGCUGGCCGCCGGGAUCGCUCCGGGCAAGGCGGCCUCCUUUGUCUCGGACCUGGGCCUGUCGGACUUUGCCGAUCCCGGCGGCCUGGGCGGCGUCCUCCGGGGGGACCGCUUCGAAUCCAUCAUGGAGGCCUUUMUGGCCGAGGCCUCGCCCAUCGCCGGGGCCGGGGGAAGGAGAGACCGCCGCCGGUUCCCGUGGCUGGAACUGGAGGACUCCCUCGUCCCGGUGGCGGUGUCGGCGGUGGACGUCCUCCCGAGGGUCCGGACCGGCCCCUCCAACGCCACGGCGGCGGCGGCGCGCGGGCCCCUCCGGUGGGUGGCCGAGGCCUUUCUCCCGACCCCCAAGAUCCUCACGAGGGGAUCGAUGGCGCGCGCGGCCCGGGCCUCGGCGUGUUUUCCGGGGCUCUUCCAGCCCGUGGGGUGGGUGGAACACCGCGGCGGCGACGGCGACGGGAGCGUCGAUUACUCGCUGCUGAUCGACGGCGGGAUUUUCGAUUGGGCCGGCUACAAUGGGCUGAGGGAGAUUGUGCACAGCAGCAACAACACCAACACCACCAACAACAGCAGCAACAACAACAACAAAUMCACAAACACGAAACGCAAAAAAAUACGCGUCCUCAACAUGGUGGUGGGGGGCUUUGGGACCUCCCCCCCCGGGCCCGCUUCCGUCGCAAAGGGCCUCGGCGUCACCACCCACGACGACAAGGAAACCACGGGGGGCUCCGUCGUCCUCGACUCGGUCCUCUCGCUGUCCAUCCGUGGCCUCCCGGGCUGCGGCCCCCUSUCCAUGUCCAACGGCCCGCUGGCGGUCCGGGCGGCGAGGGCCGCCGUCGCGGGGGCCAUGGACCGGCCCCUGGUGGCAACGGCGGCGKCGUCGUCGUUUUCUUCCGCACCGGCGUGCGGGGGGGACGAACGCGAGAAGCGAUCGCGCCACUUUGUGCUCGAGGUCGACGCGUCGGCCGCUCAAGCUGCUUCCGGCGAGUGAGAAAGGACGCCGCCACCGGUGCCGCCGUUCGGACACGGAGGCCGUUCGGUUCCGCACCACGCUACGCUACGCUAUGCAAA
Molecule: messenger RNA, 1635 nt
Organism: Pseudo-nitzschia multistriata
Lineage: Eukaryota; Bacillariophyta; Bacillariophyceae; Bacillariales; Bacillariaceae
Source: the annotation of a GenBank genome assembly